CCCAAACGGACACCUGGACUUGUUCCUCCGAUUCCUCCUGGGACUUUCAGUGCAGACCAAUCAAAGUCUCCUACAAGGUCUGCUGACACAAGCACAAAGUAACUCCCAGACCAACCAGGAAACAGUUCAGUACAUCAUGAAGAAGAUCAGUGAGAAUGUGUCUGCAGAGAAAAGCCUCAAUCUGUUCCACUGUCUGAAUGAACUGAAGGAUCGUUCUGUGGUCCAGAAGAUCAAACAGUUUCUGAGUUCAGGAAGUGUCUCCACAAAUAAACUGUCUCCUGCCCAGUUUUCAGCUCUUGGCUUCAUCUUAGUAUCAUCAGGAGAUGAUCUGGAUGUGUUUAACAUUAAUAAAUACUCUGCUUUAGAAGAGGCUCUUCUGAGGCUCCUACCAGUGGUUAAAGCCUCCAACAAAGCUGUACUUACUGGCUGUCCCCUCUCAGAUAGAGGCUGUGAAGCUCUGUCUUCAGUUUUCAGCUCCCAGUCCUCCAGUCUCAGAAAAGUGGACCUGAGUAACACCAACCUGAAGGAUUAUGGAGUGAAACUUCUAUCUGCAGGACUAGAGAGUCCAAACUGCAAAAUCAAUACUCUAAGACUGUGUGGAUGUAACCUCUCAGAAAGAAGCUGUGAUGCUCUGUCCUCAGUUCUCAGCUCCCAGUCCUCCAGUCUCAUAGAGCUGGACCUGACUUGCAACAACCUGCAGGAUUCAGGAGUGAAGAUAUUAUCUGCUGGACUAGAGAGUUCAAACUGCAAAGUAGAAUCUCUCAG
Molecule: messenger RNA, 765 nt
Organism: Cyprinodon variegatus (sheepshead minnow)
Lineage: Eukaryota; Metazoa; Chordata; Actinopteri; Cyprinodontiformes; Cyprinodontidae
Product: NACHT, LRR and PYD domains-containing protein 12-like
Exons: 3
Molecular function (GO): protein binding
Source: RefSeq, a predicted model, not a curated record